Eutrema salsugineum is the source of this 383-nucleotide messenger RNA. Its product is annotated as monodehydroascorbate reductase 2. NCBI's taxonomy places the organism in Eukaryota, Viridiplantae, Streptophyta, Magnoliopsida, Brassicales, Brassicaceae. Gene Ontology annotation, cellular component: cytoplasm. Gene Ontology annotation, molecular function: oxidoreductase activity, acting on NAD(P)H; flavin adenine dinucleotide binding. The transcript has 2 exons. The coding region runs from base 1 to 381 and encodes 126 amino acids. The record is from RefSeq and is a predicted model, not a curated record.
AUGAGACGUGUUGAACACGUUGACCAUGCUCGCAAGUCCGCUGAACAGGCCGUUAAGGCAAUCAAGGCCGCAGAAGAAGGGAAAUCGAUUCCUGAAUAUGACUAUCUUCCAUACUUUUACUCUCGAGCCUUUGAUCUCUCAUGGCAAUUCUAUGGUGACAACGUUGGAGAAACCGUUUUGUUUGGAGAUAAUGACCCAAAAUCGCCGAAGCCGAAAUUCGGAAGCUAUUGGAUUAAAGAAGGGAAAUUGAUUGGAGCGUUUUUGGAAGGUGGAACUUUUGAAGAGAACAAGGCAAUUGCUAAGGUCGCGCGAACGCAGCCUUCUGUUGAGAGCCUUGACGUGUUGUCUAAGGAAGGACUUUCCUUCGCCAGCAAAAUUUAGAA